Molecule: messenger RNA, 5455 nt
Organism: Myotis davidii
Lineage: Eukaryota; Metazoa; Chordata; Mammalia; Chiroptera; Vespertilionidae
Gene: SMAD3
Product: SMAD family member 3
Exons: 9
Coding region: 29-1306 (425 amino acids)
Biological process (GO): SMAD protein signal transduction; anatomical structure morphogenesis; transforming growth factor beta receptor signaling pathway
Cellular component (GO): heteromeric SMAD protein complex
Molecular function (GO): DNA-binding transcription factor activity, RNA polymerase II-specific; I-SMAD binding; RNA polymerase II cis-regulatory region sequence-specific DNA binding
Source: RefSeq, a predicted model, not a curated record
CCUCGGUGCCCGCGCGCCCUCCCCAGCCAUGUCGUCCAUCCUGCCCUUCACCCCCCCGAUCGUGAAGCGCCUGCUGGGCUGGAAGAAGGGCGAGCAGAACGGGCAGGAGGAGAAGUGGUGCGAGAAGGCGGUCAAGAGUUUGGUCAAGAAGCUCAAGAAGACGGGGCAGCUGGACGAGCUGGAGAAGGCCAUCACCACGCAGAACGUCAACACCAAGUGCAUCACCAUCCCCAGGUCCCUGGAUGGCCGACUGCAGGUGUCUCAUCGGAAAGGGCUCCCCCAUGUCAUCUACUGCCGCCUGUGGAGAUGGCCCGACCUGCACAGCCACCAUGAGCUGCGGGCCAUGGAGCUGUGUGAGUUCGCCUUCAACAUGAAGAAGGACGAGGUCUGCGUGAACCCCUACCACUACCAGAGGGUAGAGACCCCAGUUCUACCUCCGGUGUUGGUGCCGCGCCACACAGAGAUCCCGGCCGAGUUCCCGCCGCUGGACGACUACAGCCAUUCCAUCCCCGAGAACACUAACUUCCCCGCGGGCAUCGAGCCGCAGAGCAAUAUUCCAGAAACCCCACCCCCUGGCUACCUGAGUGAAGAUGGAGAAACCAGUGACCACCAGAUGAACCACAGCAUGGAUGCAGGUUCUCCAAACCUAUCCCCGAACCCGAUGUCCCCAGCACACAGUAACUUGGACCUGCAGCCCGUCACCUACUGCGAGCCAGCCUUCUGGUGCUCCAUCUCCUACUACGAGCUGAACCAGCGUGUCGGGGAGACAUUCCACGCCUCGCAGCCCUCCAUGACAGUGGAUGGCUUCACCGACCCCUCCAACUCGGAGCGCUUCUGCCUCGGGCUGCUCUCCAACGUCAACAGGAACGCCGCCGUGGAGCUCACGCGGAGGCACAUUGGGCGAGGCGUGCGGCUCUACUACAUCGGAGGGGAGGUCUUCGCCGAGUGCCUCAGCGACAGCGCCAUCUUCGUGCAGUCCCCCAACUGUAACCAGCGCUAUGGCUGGCACCCUGCCACCGUCUGCAAGAUCCCACCAGGAUGCAACCUGAAGAUCUUUAACAACCAGGAGUUUGCUGCCCUCCUGGCUCAGUCCGUCAACCAGGGCUUCGAGGCCGUCUACCAGCUGACUCGCAUGUGCACCAUUCGCAUGAGCUUCGUCAAAGGCUGGGGAGCGGAGUACAGGAGACAGACGGUGACCAGCACCCCCUGCUGGAUUGAGCUGCACCUGAAUGGGCCUUUGCAGUGGCUUGACAAGGUCCUCACCCAGAUGGGCUCCCCAAGCAUCCGCUGUUCCAGUGUGUCUUAGAGACAGUGGGUGGAGGGGAGGGCGGGCUUGGGGAAAAUGGCCGCAUAGGAGGUGGAGAAAACUGGAACUCGACUCAACUCACUGUUGUCAAGGAAGAAGACAUUUUUCUCCCUCAACCGAAGUGGCACCAACCUGUUCUCCAAAACACAAAAGCAAACCCAGAGAUGGGUUUUAUGAACAGCUGUUUGCUGAACAUUUGCCCUCUGGCCCAAUUUUGAAGGGCAAGAAAUGCCUUCUGCUUUGGUGGCUUGAGCAAACAGGUAGUAUGUCACCACAUGCCCCCUGCCCCUGCCCCCUCCUUUCUCGAUGACAGCAGUCUGGGAUGGCACUGUCCAACACGCAAAGGCCUGGAGUGUGGAGUUCACCUUGGGUGUUCCAGGUAGGGACGAGCCUGCAGGGGUGUGAGUGAACCCCAUGCCCGACCUUCCGGCGCUUCUGACACAUGCCUCUUGAGCUGAGCACCGCGAGCCCCAGCACUCCCUCAGCGGACCCUGCACUGGGAACUGGGCCGACUUGGGGUUGGGAGGGGCUUGUGGUCUCCUCCCCCUCAGAGCAAACAGAUUGGUGUGAACCAGCAUUCAGACCACCAGGGGCAGUGGGGAAAGCUGGUGGGAGUGACCUCUUUCCAAAACACUCUUAGGUGUCCUUUCUCACUUGGAGCAGUUAGAAGGAUCUGCCGAGGCUCAAUGCACACGCAAUGAACAGUUCGUCACAUUAAUCUCAGAGAGAUUUGAAUUACGUGAAGUGUUCACAGAAAGCAAGAGGUGUUGUGGCGUGAUGGCGUUCAGGCUACGGGGGCACUACACUGCGUGGGGCCCAGGCGUAAGAGCUCACUUCGUAUUCUCGUGCAUUGGGCUACUGUUAUGUAGUCAAUUGCAUUAAUUUAAUGAGCUUUAUCAUGUGCUCUUCGUUUUAUACUUAAAUCCUGGGCUGGCACAUGGACUGGAAACCAGAGUGGGACCCAGUGACAUCUCCCCCAAGGAGCAGCUUUUGCAGGUUUUGUUGAGAAGACACCUGCCAGCAGUUUUGGAAGCUGAAAUUAACAGAAGCAAAUUCACCAGGAGGGAAAACUCUCAGGCCAACAUAGGCAAAUGAAAGGGCUAUUGACAUUUUUUUACACCUUUGAAAAUUGCAGGCUUGGUGCAAAGAGGUCUGUCAUCUUUCCCCUGGGGUAUAAGGUUAUCUAGUUCUCGUAGAGGAUUACCAGUGACAACUCUAGCAGUCAUAUUGUGUAAUAAGUACUGCUCCCAGUGGCAAUUAGUGAGGAAACUAUUAUGAAUUAUUUCAACUGGAAAAAAAGAGCCCUUUUGCAGAAUACAGCAGACAGCAUUGCUACUUGCAAUUGGUACUUUAUUCUUUGCUGCUGUUUUUUAUAUGAAAUGACUUAUCCCAUAUUUUUGCAUGAAUUUCUACCAGGAAAAAUAAAGGGGUUUCCUAUGGAAGUCCUGUCUUAAUUCCAGGUGAAGGGAAGAAAGUAUAUACUUUGGCAGGUUAUCCACCUCAAAUGUGAUGACAUUUCUGAUGCUACGUGGAGAGGUGGGAGGCUUGCCAGAGCCUCGCCUGCAGGAUCCUACGCCUCUGAAGCCCCAGCCUUGAGGUUUCCAGGUGGGAGCUGCUCACCACGCCUCCUGAGGACACAGGAAGAGACAGAUGGGGAGCAGCACUUGCCAGACCUGUGCUAGUCUCCUCACAGGGCCACUGACAGAACCGAGACAGUGCACAGCUCCGCAUUCCACCUGAGAGCCAAACACUGUGAAGUUUGUGCCUGGUGUGAAAGGACCUGUGGACCGCUGCUUACCGGUGCGGGAGGCCGUCGGGACGCCUGGAUGUGCAGCCGUGCUCCCGGUCAGGUCUGACCCGUGGUGCGCAUUCCACUGUGGCCUCUCCUAACAGCCAUGGGCAUUGGUUCCUGAGGGCCUGCAUUCUCCACCUGCUCCACGAUCCUGUGAGGGCUUCCUCUGGCACCGGCUGUCCUGUAGGUACUUGGCAACUUAGCUUCAGGUACAGCCCCACUUUGGUGAUUGAACGGCCAUGUUUGGCUCUAUGUGAAUGGUGCCUUAGAACCCUCAAUGCUUUGUGUUUUUCCAAAAGCUGCUUACUUGGUCCUUUUUCUUUGUAGACUAGACUCCUGUGGGAGGCAGCAGAAGGAAAAUGCAGGUAAGCCGACCUUUGGCACCACUGAACGCAAUCUGGUCUUACCUAGAGCUUAGGACCUGGCCGCUCUGGUCACAGAGGCUGCACAGGUGCUUUGGGGCCUGUGUAAUAAGUGUCCUUUGUCACAAAACUAGUUAUAUUUUUUAAGUCCUGUCGUAUGAAAGGCAUUUAUACAUUUAACAGCUUUUUUAAAGGACAGCUGAAAGGCGCAAGAGGAAACAAGGGCAGUUCUAGAGGGUGACAGUAGCUGUUAGGUAGCAGUUAAGUGUAGUUGUCCAGGCUCUCCACCAGGUUGCCUUCACCUUGCAGCCCAGAGUAGCUAGCCCUGGGGCGCGGGGCCUCAGCACCUCCCCCAGGAGCCAACUUCUAUUCCCUUUCCUCUCCUCCCCCUUCCAAACUUUAUUUAGUAACUUCGAUCCUUCCAGAGCACACGUAGGGAGCCGCCCAGCGGUUCCGGUUACAGGCCUGUGCUGGAACAUCAUCUCAGCUGGCCAGCUUCCCGGCGGGCUGUAGAAGACCUGACAUUUUGAGACAAGCCUGGAGUCAGGAGCAGGGACUUUGACUCUUAGAACACAUGAGGGCAAGGCUGCUGGCAGACUUUUCCAUUGUCCUUAUGUUGUCUGUGCUGCAUUUUUUUUUUUAUCGACCAUGAUUAUUUUUUAAAAAUCAUUGUUAAUGUAUUGGAAUGAGCUGUAGCACGUAUCUUGUGCUUAGUUUUUUUCUUUCUUUCUCCAUCUCCCCUUGACUUCCUAGAGUGUGGAUGUAUUCCAAGGCUAAAUGCUUUUACUCAGACCGCAGAAACAGGUUUUCUGUAAGCAGUGUGCAUGUCAUGCAUGUAUGAGCAGUCGGGAGAAGGCAGCUAUCUGACUUCAUCCUUAGCUGCCCUUUCUGAGGCUCCCUGUACGUCUCUGCACGGGGGGAGCCCCACUAGGCCACUCUGUCUAGUCCUUAAAAGGUGGAGGGAGAGGAAUCCACAAACAGCUCGUGGGACUACUUACUUACCAGGGGUUACCAGUAGCAAGAGAGGGCAUGAGUUUAGUUCCGGACCCUGUGCCUCACUGUGUGACUUGAAGUGGCAGAGUUGGGCGUUUUCCCAAAAUCUCCAUCGAUGACUCGAAGUUGUACCAUUUUUCUUUGUGUGGCAUACAUGUCCCCUUCCAGAAUCCCUUCAAGUUACCAUCUUCAAAAUGUAUAUCACCCUUUUAAAGAGCAUCAGCUACUUCUCAAGUGGGGGGUGGGGGGGAGUAGAAAAAUUUACAUAGAGGACAUGGAUCAAAAAUGAAGAUGAGGCAUCUCUGGUAGAAGGAAAUGACCGGACGUCCAGGCAACGCUGCAGAAACAAACUUGCCUAUCGUGUAAACUGGAUCGAGAACUUCUCAGUGAUUCUGAAAUUGAUUUUAUGCUCAAGUAAUGUACACUCUUGCAUCCUGGUGUUUUCUAUUUAUAUAAUAACUAUUCAAGACAGACAACUAUUUAAUUUUCUUGAAGAAAAUUGGAAAGGUCUCUCCUCCCAAAGCCAGUGGCUGGGAAGAGCUGGAGGCACAGCCAGUUCUGAUGUGGGUUGAGGCGCAGAGGCUUUUUUUGGCUCAGCAUCCAGACACACCAGCCCAGGCUCGCUAAUCAUGUCGAGGCGUGUGACAGCAGGCAGCUCUGAGCCUCUCCCUGCCUGGGGGUGAAAACUUUACAUGGAGGGCUGGAGCCCCUUCUCCAAGACACCUCCGCUUACCCUCCUGCAACAAGGCUGUUCAGGUCGGCACUCUUGGAAUGGGAAUAGAGCAUGGACGACGUCGACCACCUUCACUUCUCAGCCAGCCUGACCUUUUAAUACCUUUGUAAAAAGCAUGUACGUAUUUAUAGUGUUUUAGCUUUUUCUAACUUUUGUAUCGUAAGAGCAGAGCACCUGGUUAAGCAUUGUACUAUUGUACUAUUAAAGAUUUGUCCCCUCUGUCCUUCUCUUCCAAGUGCCCUUCUAAUAAACUUUUCCUGGAAAAGCUC